Messenger RNA from Hydra vulgaris (swiftwater hydra), 1277 nucleotides. The record is from RefSeq and is a predicted model, not a curated record. NCBI's taxonomy places the organism in Eukaryota, Metazoa, Cnidaria, Hydrozoa, Anthoathecata, Hydridae.
GCUUUUCCUGAUUUUCCAGAAGUUGUUCCUACUACCAUAAAAAAUGCAUUAAUUUCUACACAAGCAGCUAAUGCUCCAGUGCUUAACAACCAGUAUACAAGAGGUCAGGGUAAUAUUGAUCUUGUGAAUGCUAUUGCAGACAUUUACGGUCCACUAUUUGAUAGAUCAAUAGAUGCUUUGAAAGAGGUCAUGGUUACAAUAGGUGGAUAUGAAGCCUUGCACUGUAUCAUUAACGCUGUUGUCAACCCUGGAGAUGAAGUAAUCUUAAUUGAACCACAUUUUGAUAGCUACAGUGAAAGCAUUCUUGCAGUGAAUGGAAUUCCUCGAUACAUACCUUUACGACUAAGAGAAGGUGGAAACAAGGCUAGUGAUUUUGUCUUAGACAAGAAUGAAUUGACAGGGUUAUUUAAUGAAAAGACAAAAGCUAUCAUUGUAAACACCCCUCACAAUCCUACAGGGAAGGUAUUUACACAUGAAGAAAUAGAGUUUAUUGGCAACUUAUGCAAAAGAUAUAAUGUUUUAUAUAUCAGUGAUGAAGUUUACGAAUGGCUAGUCUAUGAUGGAUCAGAGCAUAUCAGAGCCGCAACUCUUCCUGGUAUGUGGGGGCGUACAGCUACUGUUUGUAGUGCUGGAAAAGCAUUUAAUAUUACUGGUUGGAAAACAGGUUGGCUUAUUGCGCCCGAAUAUUUGGUAUCAGGUGCUAUGCGAGUUCACCAAGGAAGCAUUUAUACUUGUCCAUCACUACUACAGAUAGCUCUGGCUGAAACAUUCAAGCAUGAAAAACUGCUUUUAGGUACGCCUGAUUCUUAUUGGCAUUGGUUGCGUCAAAUUAUGACUGGCAAACGUCAACAAAUGUAUGAUAUUGUUAAAGAAGCUAAAUUGAAGCCUAUUAUGCCAGACGGUGGCUACUUUAUGCUAGUUGAUAUUACUGGUUUGAAUGUUGAUCGAAGUGGAUAUGACGAUGGUACUCCGCUCGAUAAGAUAGUCCAACAAUGGCUGAUUAAAGAUAAAGGUUUGGCUAUCAUUCCAUGCAGUGAAUUUUAUAGCGGUGGACACAAAAAAGAAUUUGAGAACUUUAUACGUGUCUGCUUUAUAAAGGGUGACACUACUCUUCGUGCUGCUCGAGAAAUCUUUAGUAAACUUAAUAUUAAAUAAUGUUUUCAUUUACAGCAAUAUGUAAAACUACUUACUUUAUUUUAAAUUAGUUACUCUUCUGUUUUGUUUCAUAUAUGUUACGCGCGGUCCGUGAAAUGCCCGGUUUGUUGCGCGAACAAAAU